AUGGCGGUAUCGGAUGUCACGCGACUUACGCUCGACCAAUCAGGAGUCGAGGUCUGCUGUGUCCUCGUCGAUUGCGAUGUUGUGAGCGCGACGAAAUCUAUUGGGAUUUUCAGUGGCGUUGAUACUAAACAAGGAACGGAACCGGCUGAUUGUUUGACCUGCUGUUUGCCAUGCGCCGAAACCUACUACUACCUACCGACGCUGAAUACAUGCAAACGAACCGCCCAACUAGCGAUCGGUAGUCCACUACCGUCCAUGGACAGUGAAAUGAAAAACCAACCGAACUUUUUCCUCCGCAAUCCACCAACUCCAAGAAGCAGACAAUCCCGGUAG
Molecule: messenger RNA, 333 nt
Organism: Opisthorchis viverrini
Lineage: Eukaryota; Metazoa; Platyhelminthes; Trematoda; Opisthorchiida; Opisthorchiidae
Exons: 1
Coding region: 1-333 (110 amino acids)
Source: RefSeq, a predicted model, not a curated record